Argiope bruennichi is the source of this 1031-nucleotide messenger RNA. Its product is annotated as intraflagellar transport protein 27 homolog. Lineage: Eukaryota; Metazoa; Arthropoda; Arachnida; Araneae; Araneidae. The record is from RefSeq and is a predicted model, not a curated record. The transcript has 7 exons. Gene Ontology annotation, cellular component: Golgi apparatus. Gene Ontology annotation, molecular function: GTPase activity; GTP binding. Bases 187 to 750 code for a protein of 187 amino acids.
GUUGCUAAGCAACGAAAGCAUGUAAUUCAAAACUCGGUAAACAUGCAUGGAUUUUUUUGGAUUUGCUAGAAAUUAAUCAUCAUUAUUUGGAAGCUUCUUUUAUCUCCUCAUAUUUUAAAAGCCGCCCCCAUUGAGUGAUUUUAAAUAUAUCCAUAUAUUCUAAAAACAUCAUUCGUAUUACUUACAAUGCCAAAUAUUUUACGCGCAAAGUGCAUUGUUGUUGGAGAUCCUGCUGUUGGAAAAUCUGCUAUUGUACAUACAUUUCUCCAUGAUAGUGAUAAAUUUCAAAAGAAUUACAUAAUGACAUGUGCAGUAGAAGUCAAAACUAAAAUAAUUGCGAUUCCAGAUAGUGUUGAUGCUGUGGAAUUAUUGAUUUUUGACUCAGCAGGAAAGGAUGCAUAUUUAGAUUUCCAGACCCAACUGUGGCAUCAUCCAUCCAUGGUAUGUGUUGUUUUUGACCUGACAGAUGAAAAUUCCUUUAAUAAUUCUUCCAAAUGGUUGGAUAUUGUUAGAAAUACAGGUCGUUACUUAACAGUGCCUGGUGUUUUGAUUGGUUCCAAAUCUGAUUUGAAGGAAAGAAGAGUAGUCAAAGCAAAUGUUGCUCAAGAUUAUGCUCGUAAAAACAGUCUUCAGUAUUUUGAAUGUUCAGCGAAAGAAAACAAAGGAGUUGAAGAACCAUUUUUCUAUUUAGCAAAUGAAUGGCACAAGAUGUAUUUGGAAAAAGUUGAAUAUUGCAAAACUAUAUCGUAGUUUUGCUAAAAAAAUACCAUUUGUACAGAAGAAAUUUUAUUAACCAAUAAUCAGAGGAUAUUAUAAAUUAUUAUAAUGAUUUUAUGAUUUUUCAUAGUACUCUAAAGGCACUGUGAAUAUAUAAAGGGAAAAUGAGCUACAUUAUGCAAAAGACAUUAUUAUUUAAAUAUUAAAGAGUAAACUAAAAAAUUUUAUCUUUGGCUCAGAAUUAAAUUAUUUUUAAUUUGAAAACUAUAUAAUUUUAUUAUGUAGUUUGCCACUAUGCCACCACUAUUCAUUUU